Pieris brassicae (large cabbage white) is the source of this 2428-nucleotide messenger RNA. RefSeq names its product nose resistant to fluoxetine protein 6-like. Gene Ontology annotation, molecular function: acyltransferase activity, transferring groups other than amino-acyl groups. The coding region runs from base 35 to 1936 and encodes 633 amino acids. The record is from RefSeq and is a predicted model, not a curated record. Lineage: Eukaryota; Metazoa; Arthropoda; Insecta; Lepidoptera; Pieridae. The transcript is spliced from 13 exons.
GAGUUUUGUAGACGUCUUGUGAAGUGAGGAUAAAAUGCAGUGUAGUUUAUUUUUUAUUUUGGCUGUGUGCGUUGGAAGUUUUGCUAGCAAAACUGAAUUGAAUGCGACACUAUUAGAAUGGUUUCCACCUUUCUUCAGUUUAGACGACUGGGGGUCAUGUCAGCGGCCUAUGGACAAAUACUGCAUUGUCGACGCCGUACUUCACUCUAGCAAACCUUCACCACUUCUUGAUGUUUUAGAACUAUACUCGUCAGAGAUGUAUAAGCACUAUAAUAGAACACAAAUCCAUCGUGGUGUAUGCGUAUCAAGAUGUCCCGGGAAAAAUAAUACAGAGAAUUUAGUUGAAGCUGCCCAGGGCUGCAUCGACGAGAAUAUCAAAGCUUACGAUCUCGAGGCAGAAGUCGUAUCGGCGAAAUGGUGCAAUACGGCCGGCGUUUCGCGUGUGUCGAAGUCAGCUCGGGUCAUGGCGGUCAUAAUGAUUACACUUUUGGUAAUAAUUGUUGCUGCCACCGUGGUCAGUUUUGUGGAUCCAAAAAUGGGUAACAGAUAUUUAAUGGCAUUUUCUCUCAAGAAGAACUGGGAAAUUUUGACACGCUCUAGAUCCGAUCCAAAAAGCGAAUCUCGUCUCAAUUGUUUCGCUGGUUUCGACGGAAUAAAAGUAUUGGGUAUACAGAGUGUGUUUUUCACACAUAUUAUAUUGAUACACGCGUAUGCGUACACCGACAAUCCGGAGUUCAUAGAAAGGUUCUACGACCAGUUUGUGUGGAAGGUCCUGAUGAAUUCGCCUCUCCUCCUCCAAGCUUUCUUCGUGAUGACAGGCUUCAUGACAGCUUACAUGACGUUAAUAGUAUCUGAAAAACGAAAAAUUACUAUAUUUGGAUGCUUUUAUUCAAUAGCUAACCGUUGGUUCAGGUUAGCCCCAGUGGUGAUAUUUGUAUUAUGGUUCACAAUGGCAUGGUUCCCAUUGAUGGGAUCGGGACCCCACUGGUCUUGGGUCGUGGAGAAGGAGGCACAAGAGUGCUCAGAAAUCUGGUGGUACUAUUUGUUCUUCGCACAAAACCUCAUCGGAACAGAGCGGUUUUGCUUGAGUCAUUUAUGGUAUGUAGGUGCUGACAUGCAGUUCCACAUCGUCGGUAUGCUGUUGCUACUCGUUCUGGUUCGCUACCGAAAGAUGGCAUUACCUAUACUACUUCCCUUGUUCAUUGCUCCUGGUAUAGCAUCAGCCGCUACCAAUUGGGUCUAUGAAUAUCCUCCCAUCAUUGUUGGACAGCCUCCAGAAGUACUUCGGAGACUAUUUACAGGAUGGCCCCGUAUGACAAUUAUAUAUUUGGCACCCUGGAUGAACCCUGGAUUCUUCGCUGGUCUCGCCACAGGUUUUAUCCACUACUCCAAUGAAGAAAAAGGAAUCAAACUGAAUGAAAAGAAGUGGUUCUGCACCCUCAGUCACAUUUCCUUACAUCUCUGUCUGGUUGUCUCAGUAAUAGGAGUCAUCUUUAUGGGUGAUGACUUACCACCAUGGUGGGCUACGGCUGUGUACUCCGCCUUGGAUAGAAACCUGAUUGCUUUAUUUAUGAGCUUCAUGAUUUUGGGCUUCGCGAAUAACUGUCAAUCUCCACUCUUAAAGAUAUGCUCGUGGCGAGGUUUUCGAGUACUGGGAAAACUGUCAUACUGCGCGUAUACUAUACACUUUAUCGUACUGCGUUUAAUUAUGGGAAGCAACACAAAUCUUGUACACAUCUCUAUAUUUUCCAUGAUCUGUUUCGUCAUCCUAACAACGAUCCUUACAUACUUGGCGUGUGUCCCUGUGUACUUGAUCAUUGAGUUACCUAUGGUCCAAUUGUGGAAGGCUAUAUUUGAGGCCCCAAUGCCUUCUCCUCCGGUAGAACCAAGCACAGUGAAAAUGGAACCGUCGAACAACGGCAACGCAGAAGUGUAGUUGCAAGCAAAACUGAGUAGAAUAAUUUAUUUAUGUAGAAUUGUUAAACCAAAUAAAUGGAGCCCUAAGCCUACUAUUUUAAUUGUCCGAAAGAAUGUUUUGUAACUGCCGAUUAGAUUACUAGUAUUACGGCAAGAGAUAAUAUUACGCAGGCAUUGACAUUUGAAAAUAGAAGACUAGAAGUCAGGCUAGAUUAAGAAUGACGAGGCCAAAGCGAGAAACAUGUAAUGUUGUAAUGUUUCACAAUAGCACUUAAAUUCCCAAUAAGCUUUAUAACUCGAACGAACCUUCGAUUGCGGUAAACCUAAGUUUCAUAUUUGUGCCAAUUUUUCUCUUACAUUCGUUAUACAGGUUAUAAAAAAGACAACAGAGUAUUUUUAACUAAAAUCAAAUUAUUCAUAAAAAUGUUUUUAUAUUUAGUCCUAUUUUAUUAGUUAUGGAAAUAUUGUAUUUUAUGCAUAAUGGUGUUUUGUAAAGAUGUCUUGGCCAUCU